This is a messenger RNA of Fusarium odoratissimum NRRL 54006, 3161 nucleotides long. RefSeq lists its product as uncharacterized. Gene Ontology annotation, cellular component: cytoplasm. Gene Ontology annotation, molecular function: calcium-dependent cysteine-type endopeptidase activity. Lineage: Eukaryota; Fungi; Ascomycota; Sordariomycetes; Hypocreales; Nectriaceae. The record is from RefSeq and is a predicted model, not a curated record. Bases 142 to 2916 code for a protein of 924 amino acids. The transcript has 4 exons. Gene Ontology annotation, biological process: proteolysis.
CACCAACCAAACAGAUCACUGCGUCUCUGACAAAGGCGUCCAAUCGACCUUUACAAAGAAGAUGCCUUGAGAGGCUAUAUAGGACCCCAAUAUUUCCCAUGCACUUUAGACAUUUCAAGUCCCGAAAAUUAAUUCUUAACCAUGAAGCCAACUCCUCCUACUCCUGGCCAGCAGCCUACUCCUACUAAGCCAAAGCGUAAACCUCUGAACCCUCAAGCUCUGGUUUCUAAGUUCUGGUCAAAGUAUCAUUCCAAGGCACCGGGAAAAGUCACUUCCAUCUUUCCUCAGAGCCUGUAUGAGUCACUUCUCACAGACGCCGACUCGUCUUAUCCCAAGUCUCGCAAUGCAGCGCAGAGCUAUGAAGAUGCUGCCAAAGAAUGCCGUGCUCGAGUUAGAGCGAUAGUUCGUGAAUGUGAACGAACCAAUGCCAAAUUCAGCGACCCAGACUUUGACAUUGAGACCGACUUUUCGUCUUACCAAGAUAAUUGUCUCAAUGGUUUAAUGGGGAGACGGUUUGAGGAGGACAGCAGUGAUGACGAACCAGCGUCGUCCGAGAGCGGACCUAAUAUUCAGCGAAUGAAGAAAUAUCGCAACACACGGAAGAAGGACGACGAGCUGGAGGACGACAAACCUGACACCAACAAGAACAACCUGCAAAGACGCAUGUUCAACGGCAGGGACUAUGGUUCUCGAUACUCCAGACCAGGCUCAGUCCAUCGCAUUCCAUGGAUCUUCGAAAACCCUCAGUUCACAGUCAGCGGCUUCUCCAGUACAGACAUCAAACAAGGUGCUGGUGGCGACUGUUGGUGGCUGGCUGCUCUCGCAACUAUCGCUCAUCGCAAAGAUUUAAUGAAGAAGAUCUGUGUCGCAAAAGAUGAAGAAUGCGGCGUCUACGGCUUCGUCUUCAACCGCGACGGAGAGUGGAUUUCGACUGUUGUUGACGAUAACCUUUACUUGAAGCACAAAGACUUCGGAGAAGAUACUGAAGUCUAUGAUGCAACGGGCAAGAAAGCUCGGCUUUACAAGACGCAGAAGCAAACUGGCUCUGAGUCCUUGUACUUUGCCAAGUGUGAGGACCCUAACGAGACCUGGCUACCCUUGCUUGAGAAAGCUUUUGCAAAGGUUCAUGGUGACUAUCAUGCUUUGGAUGGUGGGUGGUCUGGCACUGCAGUCGAAGAUCUCACAGGCGGCGUCAAUACUGUGGUCGCUGGUAAUAGAGUCCUUCGCAAGGAGAGACUGUGGCGUGAGAUGUUGGGAUCCGACGGUGAAGAUGGAGAAUUCGUCUUUGGUUUGUCUGCCGGCGGUCCAGGAGAGGACCAUAACAACGGAAUUGUGUUACGACAUGCAUACUCGAUUCUCAAGGUGGCCGAAGUUGAAGACGAAGAUGGCAACAAAGUCCGCUUGGUCAAAAUUCGAAACCCCUGGGGACAGAAAUCUGAAGAUGGCCAUGGCGAGUGGCAUGGUCCAUGGUCAGAUGGCUCCAAGCAAUGGACCCCUCAUAUGAUUCGAAAGCUUCAGCAUCAGUUUGGCGACGACGGAAUUUUCUGGAUGUCUUUCAGCGACAUGCUCGAUAACUUCAAGUGGAUGUACAGAACUCGUCUUUUUGACGAGCGAUGGACGGUAGCUCAACAAUGGACAAGUGUUAGCAUCUCUUGGCUUACCGGCUACCUUAAGAAGAAGUUUAUCAUCGAGGUCAAAGAAGAAGGCAUGGUGGUUAUUGUGCUCUCACAGCUUGAUGAACGUUACUUCAAAGACUUGAAGGGGCAGUACGAAUUUGUUCUGCACUUUUUGCUUAAGACAGCUGACGAUAACACACCCAUCUGCUCGGUGCGUCCGGCUCAUAAGUGGGAUCGACGUUCGAUCAACUGUGAGGUCGAACUCGAGCCAGGUACAUAUGAAGUUAUCCCCAAAAUCACGGCCGAGAGAUAUUAUUGGCUUCCGACUGUCCAGAAGAUGGUCAAGAUGGGAGCCGACAGUAAUCCGCAAAAAUUACGCCAGAUCGGUCUGCAAUAUGAUCUCGCACAUGCCAAAGGCGGAAUCGUUGAUGAAGAUGAGGCCCUCCGCAAGAAGAAAGAACUCGAGAAGAAGAAGAAACUCAAGGGCAAGAAACAAGAAAAGAAGAAGAAACAGAUGGCAGAAGCUAUGGCCAGUAUGGAGGCAGCGAUGGUGCAGAUGAGGAACGAGUAUAAUCGGUCUCUCAAUGAGAAGGACACUGAAAAGGAGAAGUCCAAGAAAGAGAAAGAAAAGGAAAAAGAGGAGCCUACAUCAAAGGAGGAGGAUGAGGAAGAGCCUAGCAGGAAAGAGGAUGAUACUGGUGCCAAACCAGAUAAGGCGCCGCCUGGAUUUUGGCCAGAAGAUUCUUCCAAGAGUGACUUGCAAGUCUCGACUCUUAGUGAAACAGCAACCGAGCCAAAAGGGGACCCGUCUUCAGUUGAUACGGGCCAAGAAACCGAGAACAAGAGAAGAGGAUCUGCAGACUCAAGUGAUCUUACCACCAAAUAUUCAUCUGCCGACCGCAGAGGCCCUCCAUCUCUCGCAAACUCACCAAUACCAUCACGAGAUCACAGUCUCCAACACAGCAGAAGAACAACCAUGCAAAGCAUAGACACAAACCCCGUCUUCACGCCUCCCACAGAACCAACCUCCGAAUCGGACUUCGACAGCUCAGACUCGGCGUCCGUGUCCUCAUCAGAGCCAGACGAUAGUUCCUCAAGCUCAGACGACGAUAUGCUACCCACGUCGCUGUUUCCCCGACUCAAGCAGAAGAAGAAACAGCCGUGGAAUGCCGUGUGCGUGAUUGGCCUCCGCGUCUACGCUCAGCACGCGGGCAUCAAGGUCCGUCUCGCUGAUCAGAGGGGCGAUGAGGCCACCGAGCUCGUGCCUCCAAAGGGGAGCCCUGCUAGUUUCGUGAGCUAGAAAAGGAAUAUGCCGCCUGAUAUACCGUUAUUGCCAAGAAUGUCUAACGUUGCGAGUCGUGAGACGUGGUGUUUGUGUUGAUGACGGAGGUUUAUAUGUGUAUUCCACGAAUAGGAGAAUCAUUCGUACCAAAGCAACAAAUAGGAUUUAACAGCACUCUUCUCAGUCAUGUUUUUAGCAUAGCGGUUUUACUUGUCAUAUAUCAGAAAGAAUGAUUACUUUGACUUCUUUUUUUCUCUCCUCGC